AUGGCCGGUAUGAUUAGAGCAGCGUUGCGAUCAACUCGUACUCUAAAUAACGCAAAAUUACCAAUUAGAUAUCAAUCUCCGCCAAAGUAUAAGAACCAAAAGUCUUUCCAAUUUCCCACUGCUGGCUUGCUAGCACUAUCUGCCAUCCCGAUUUUCACUCUUUAUCUUGGUUUCUGGCAAGUGCGGCGAUUAGACUGGAAAUUAAAUCUAAUCGCAGAAUUGGAUGAUAAGCUUGGUCAAGAUCCACUACCUCUUCCGAAGCACAUUGAUACUUCGGUCCUCCCAGAAUUUGAGUAUAGGAAGGUUACAGCUGGUGGCACUCUCUUAAACCACGCCAUAGCCGUCGGUCCACGUACACUUGAUGGCGAGAUUGGUGUGCAUGUUAUACAGCCACUACUAAGACACGACGGACAGACAGUACUCGUCAAUAGAGGUUUCAUACACAAUGACAAUCUCGAUAGCUUUCUUAGCUCACUCGGGAACACCAGCACGGAUGUAGACAUUGUCGGCAUGCUCAGAGUCUCCCAGAAGAGAAACAUGUUCACCCCCGAUAACAUCCCCGCUGAUAAUGUUUGGCUCUGGGUCGAUGUACCUGCUAUAGCAACACAUCUUUCCUCACUCACUAACACUCCCAUCGAAAACGUUCUGAUUGACGAGAUUUACGAUGGUUUGCCUGGCUCUAGAUUGGCACAAGGUGUGCCUGUUGGUAGACCAUCCAAAAUUGAACUGCGCAAUCAGCAUGCUGUUUACGCAUUCACGUGGUUCUCCCUCAGCUUGUUCACUACUGGGUUGCUCUACAGGCUAGCCAAACGCACACAAGGUUUGCGCUUAAUGAGAAACAAAUAG
Wallemia ichthyophaga EXF-994 is the source of this 846-nucleotide messenger RNA. Its product is annotated as SURF1-like protein. Gene Ontology annotation, cellular component: membrane; mitochondrion. The transcript has a single exon. The coding region runs from base 1 to 846 and encodes 281 amino acids. The record is from RefSeq and is a predicted model, not a curated record. Gene Ontology annotation, biological process: mitochondrial respiratory chain complex IV assembly. Lineage: Eukaryota; Fungi; Basidiomycota; Wallemiomycetes; Wallemiales; Wallemiaceae.